Paramecium pentaurelia is the source of this 639-nucleotide messenger RNA. NCBI's taxonomy places the organism in Eukaryota, Ciliophora, Oligohymenophorea, Peniculida, Parameciidae. The record is from the annotation of a GenBank genome assembly.
AAUGAGAUAACCACCUUUUGAGCAUUGUUUAGAUUGUCCAAUCAUUAUUAAAUUGAUGGAUGCCUGUCCUCUUUCACCUUUCUGGCAAAUAGUAUAAGAAGAAGGAUUUAGUGGUUUGGCAGAUACAACUCUACUAUAUGAAUUAUUUAUGGUCAUUAUUUCUUUAGUGCCUUGGAUUAGUGGAUUGAUAUUAGGAAUAUUACUAUUGAAAAGAAGAGACAUGAGAUCACUCAUUCGUGCAGGAACUCAUUUGUGUGCUCAUAUGUAUAAAGUGAUAUUAACUCUAUUAUAGAACUUGUGAUGUAGUCAAAGUUGUUUAUUUUAGAGAAGAUAGACCAGAUGGUUCAUGCUCUUUAAAGUAUGGAUUACCAUCCUGUCAUUCAAUAUUUGCAGGAUUAUAUACAAGUUGGGUUUUGAUUGAAAUAUUGGUUAUUGGAAUGAAAUUAAAAACAAGACAUAUUAUUGCUGUGAUUUCUAUGCUCAUAGUCCCAUAUUCAAGAAUUUACUUAAUAUAUCAUACAUUAAAACAAUGUAUUUAUGGUUGGACUAUUGGAUUUGUAUUUGCUGUAAUGGGUUUAACAUUGCACCAUUAAUGUAAGAAAAGAAGAAAGAAUAAAUAAGUUAAAGUCAAACAAUGAA